UGUACUGACGGAGAAAGAUCCAUAGUCCCCUCCCUGAUUUAAUCGUGGGGGACAAUUGGAAAAUUCAGUAUUUAUGGUUUUCAGUGGUUUUGUCUUGAUGUAAGGCAUUUGGAAAUGGGUCAAGGUGCAGAAUUUGGUAUUGCUAGAAUGAAGAAAAAAACACCGGCCUCGACAUAUAAUAGUUUAGUUAUUCGGCAAUAUUGUUCCUAAGGACGUCCUAAUACUGUUUCCUCUAUCCUCAAAUAUAGUGUGUUUUGACAGCGGGGAAGCGGUGCAGCGCCUCGGGUCUCUCUGCGAUGAAGUGGGACGGGACGGGGAGGGGAUAUUAAUCGAGGGCGAGGUUCGCAGUUGAGACAGAAAAACGUAGUGGGAAACAAAGCAAGGAUAUCAGACAUGAAUUCAUCUUGGUAACAUUUACAUAGGCCUACGUUAUGUUUUCAUUGCCAAAGCAAUUUUUCAUCCACAUGGAUGCUGUGUGCACGGCGCCUGUAUUGUGCUAUUGAGGACUCGUUGGAAAUACAAUAACCGGAGUGAAGGUGAAGCAACGUUUUUUAUUGAAACUAUACAUUCCGUCUAUACAUUUGCAACCUGUUCUGUUAAAUGCUCAUCAUCGGUGGAUUGCUGAUCUGAGACAAUAACGACUAGGCUAUAGCCUACUAUUUUGAAAUCAUCACAUACUGCACAUGAUAGUGCGCUUCCAUUAUUGAAUCCGUAUUUUCUUUAUGAUUGAAUAUUUCUGGCCUAUAAUAAAAGCAGCAGAAGUUUUUUUUCUUAUUUUUUUUUUUCUUAAAUAGACAUUGAUAAAGAGGUAGACAAUGAACGGGCUCCAGUCGAGUCCUCCUGGAUGGCCAGGCAGCGUCUGUUCAAUCGAAGGACUACCCGCUUUGCCAAAAGGCCUGAACGGCAUCCUUAACUCCAGUGGUGGCUCAUGGAGGGACAUCGAAAAAGUCCACAGUAAACGGACAAGCCUUCAGGUCGACAUCAGCAAGUCUAGCGUGAUCGACUCUCUCGGCCGCAGCAAGCCUGCACGUCUGGACGCAACGCUGCGCAAAGAAAUGGUGGGCCUCAGACAGUUGGACAUGUCUCUGCACUGUCAGCUGUGGUCUCUCUAUGAGUCCAUCCAGGAGUACAAGGGAGCCUUUCAGGACAUCUCCAACUCUCUGCUGUCAGAGAGCACCAUCACUACAGAAAAUGGUUACUCUGAGGAAGAGGAUUAUUAUGAAGAGGAGGAGGAGGGCAACUAUGGUGAUAAUGUACCUCAGGAUCUACCUGGCACUUCACUGACUCUCCAGCCAACUCAAAACUCCCGGGACCAAUUGAUCAAAGAGUCUUUCCACAUUCCCUUAUAAACCAACUAAUAUUUUUCCUCUGUUUACAUAAUAUAAGCUGUUUCCUGUUCUGUAUAGCCGUUUAAUUAUUUAUUAUACUUGUACCCAACUAGCUAGGUUAUUGGCAGAAGGACAUUUUGAUGAUCUAUCUCCAUCACAAAAGGAGCUGACAUUUUCUCCAACAACCUUGUUACUAUACAAUACAUCAUUAAAAAGACCUUGCUAAUUGA
This is a messenger RNA of Coregonus clupeaformis (lake whitefish), 1558 nucleotides long. Its product is annotated as leucine repeat adapter protein 25. The transcript is spliced from 2 exons. Lineage: Eukaryota; Metazoa; Chordata; Actinopteri; Salmoniformes; Salmonidae. Bases 816 to 1349 code for a protein of 177 amino acids. The record is from RefSeq and is a predicted model, not a curated record.